Messenger RNA from Entamoeba invadens IP1, 2169 nucleotides. RefSeq lists its product as hypothetical. The record is from RefSeq and is a predicted model, not a curated record. Lineage: Eukaryota; Evosea; Mastigamoebida; Endamoebidae. Bases 1 to 2169 code for a protein of 722 amino acids. The transcript has a single exon.
AUGUCUUCUUGUGAUUCUUCUUGUGAAUCAGAUGAUUGUUGUUGUUGUGGAAAUAAUGAAGACUCUUCAUACACCGAAGAAGAUUCAACAAUAGUUUAUUCAUUAUUCUCAAUACCCGAAGGAACCAAAACCCUAACGAAAAAUUACUUUAAAAAACACACAUUUACUCAAGCAGUUGUCCCAAAUUUCGUUGAGUCAAUUUCACAAGGCGUUUUCAAGUUAUGUAAAUCACUUAAAAGUGUCACUUUACCAAACUCCGUUACUUUGUUGGGAGAAAAAUGUUUCAAAUGUGAUCACAAUUUAAAGUCGGUUACUCUUUCCGAAAACUUGAGAGAACUUCCAGCCUUUUGCUUUUCAGACUGCAAAAAGUUGCGAGAAGUUGUAAUACCGCAAAGUGUAUCUAAUUUGGGAGAGAAGUGCUUUUUUAAUUGUGGCAUCACAAAAAUUACAAUUCCAGCGACAGUGGAAAUUAUCAGCAAGACGUGCUUUGCGUCAUGUGUGCGACUUGAAGAAAUUGUGAUCGACUCUAAAAUCAAUUUUCUUGAAUCUGAGAUGUUUGCUCGCUGUGAAAAGUUAUCUAAAGUCACUCUUCCAACAACGGUGACUGCAGUUAAAGAUUCUGUUUUUACUGGUUGUGAGAAAUUGGACGUUUCAGUUCUUCUUGUUAAUAUUAAAAGUUUUGGGACAGAGUCUUUUAGUGGAACUCAAACGCCACAAGAUUUAUUUAUAGACGGCAGUGUUUCUGAAAUACCAAUUGGGUGUUUUUCUUUAUGUGAAAAUAUCACUAAAAUUGUCAUUUGUGAUGGAAUAUCGACACUUGGAAGUAAAGCAUUUUAUGGGCUCAAAAAUUUGGUUUCUGUGACGAUUUCAGACUCUGUGAAUUCCGUUGGAGACCAUUGUUUUGAAAAUUGCACAAAUCUUGUUGACAUUAAAAUGCCAAAAAAUGAAGUCAAAAUCGCGAAUUAUCUCUUCAAUCAAUGCUCAAAACUUCAUCAUAUUGAAAAGAUUGAAAAUGUCGAGGAAAUAGGGAGAUACGCGUUUUGUAUGUGCAAAACACUUUUCAAAGAGUUUCCAAAGUAUUUUAAUAAAGUGAAAAGUAUUGGUGAAAGUGCAUUUUCUGAAGUUGGUCUUGAACAAGUCGUGUUGCCUCAGUCAUUGACUUUUCUUGGGAAAAAUGCGUUCUUUUCUAAUGUCAAAAUGUCGAAACUUGUUAUUAACGAAAACGUGAAAAAACUUCCAAGAUAUUGUUUUGGAAAAGCAAUUUGUUUGAAAGAAAUAAAUAUACCAAGUACUGUAGAAAAGGUACAAAAUCACUGUUUUUUCAAUUGUGAACAACUUGAAAAGUGUACUGUGGGGGAAAAUACUCUUUUUAGUGAAGAAGCAUUUUAUGGCUGUAAAAAUUUGUUAGAUACACCAAAGUCGUUAUUUGCUCUAUAUAAAUCAGAUAGUAAAAAAUAUGAUGUUAAAAAAGUUGUUAUUCCAAAGGAAACAAAAAUCAUUUUAAGUGGCGCGUUUGAAGGGUCGGAAAAUAUUGAAGAAAUUAUUAUUCAUGAAAAUGUCACUGCAAUUCGUAAAACUGCAUUUUCCAAUUGCAUAAAUUUGAAAACAGUUGUUUUGCCAAAGUCCCUUAAAAAACUUGGGAAAACAUUAUUCAGUGGAUGUGAAAAGUUGGAAAAUGUUGUUCUUCCAGAAAAUUUAGAAAGUAUUCCACAAUCGAUAUUUCAAGCGUGUUAUUCAUUAUCAAAAAUUGUCAUUCCUAGAGGUGUCAAGAAGAUUGGAAGUUUCGCGUUUUGGAGGUGCCAACAAUUGAAGGAAAUUAUAUUACCAGAGAGUCUUGAGGAAAUUGGAGAAAGAGCAUUUUAUGGGUGUGAAAUGUUAGAUGCUAUUGAUUUCCCCAAAUAUGUGAAAAAAGUGAGUUAUAUGUCAUUUAUGGAUUGUAUAAAUAUUAAAAAUAUCAAUUUAAAUUGUGUUGAGGAAGUCGAACCAUGCGCUUUUAUGAACUGUGAUCAAGUCGAAGAAAUUCAUAUUGGGAAGGAAAUAUGUGUGAUAGCACAACAUGCAAUUAAUUAUUCAAAUUUAAAAAAGGUUUAUUGCACAAAAGAAUCUUUGGACUUUGUUCGUAAUUGUUUUAAUACAAAUUAUUCAAAGAUACAGAUAACAGUCGAGUAA